GACGACAAAAUGCCGUUCAUGAUAUUUUUUGUAGCAACCCUUGCAUUGGCUUCACAACUCGAUGCGAACGAACAUUUUCUUGAGGAUAACCCGGAGCUGGGAACUUACCAGAACAUCGAACAGUGCUUUUCUGGUGAGGUAACCUUGUACAUGAUGUUCCGAAACUUCGAAGAGGACCGUUUCUUCGGAGGCACCUCAAAGUGCGUUUCUGCUACGCAGAAGACUGCCGUCGUUCGAGACUCAGUUCGUACGAGCGUCGGCUACGGCAAGACCAAGGUGCCGAGAAGACUGACAUUUCACUCAUCCGCCGGCUACACCAUGAAGAAUGUUGCUCGCGAGCAACUAUUAGAUGAACCCACCGAGAGUUUUAACUUGACCGGGGUCUACAUUGACUGCGAGAACUGCCACAUCGUGAGGCACAGCUACGUCGAUGAAGGAGCUGGAUGCAGCUACUGGGUGCCGGAGGACAAAGUCACAGAAGAGAACAGUUGCUGCCACUUCGUGUUCGACCUACUGUGUGGAACCCAUAAGUACCAAGUCUACGACGACUGCCUUCAAUGA
Molecule: messenger RNA, 561 nt
Organism: Dermacentor silvarum
Lineage: Eukaryota; Metazoa; Arthropoda; Arachnida; Ixodida; Ixodidae
Exons: 5
Coding region: 10-561 (183 amino acids)
Biological process (GO): symbiont-mediated perturbation of host defenses
Molecular function (GO): amine binding
Source: RefSeq, a predicted model, not a curated record